Fragaria vesca subsp. vesca is the source of this 1889-nucleotide messenger RNA. Its product is annotated as UPF0392 protein At1g27200-like. Bases 1 to 1665 code for a protein of 554 amino acids. Lineage: Eukaryota; Viridiplantae; Streptophyta; Magnoliopsida; Rosales; Rosaceae. The transcript has a single exon. The record is from RefSeq and is a predicted model, not a curated record.
AUGCGCCGCAGGCUCUCCGCUGCCCUCCUUAUCUCCCUCGCCGUCCUCUUCCUCUUCGCCUCCAUCUCUCUCCACCUCUCCCGCUCCUCCAUCUCCCGCUCCGACCUCGUCACCUGCUACCCCAUCCCCAGCCCCACCUCCGAUCUCAUCCGCGAGCUCCAGUCUCCUCCGUCCAUCCACGUCAACGUCGACCCCAUCUCCACCGUCGCCGUGCUUCUACCUGACUGGGAGAUCCUCGUUAUUGUCUCGCCUGAGACUCCGCUCUCCGCCGGCCACCACGGUUAUGUCUGCGUGUUCCAGAACAACUACACCUCCGAUGCUAAACUCGCCGGGAUUCUGCCGUCGAGGAACCGGACGGCGUUCUACUGCCUCAUGCCGCGGAGAGUCAAGCGCCUCCGGCCGUUUCUCCAGCCGGCCUUGUCCACGAGGUUGCAUCACAUCAACACCAACAAACAUGCACCGGAGCUUUUCCGGUGGACGUUUCUCGUCUACGAGUCCUUCUCCACCGUAGACGACGUCGUUCUCUUCGCCAAAGGCCUCAACAACCGCCCCGGCGUCAACCGCCCUCCGAGCGAGUUCCGGUGCGUGUUCGGCGAUAACGCCGUCAGAACCGCCGUCACGAGCUCUUCUCAAGAAGUCUUCCGCUGCCAGCACCCGGACCUGACGGCGUUAAACGACGCCGUCAACGCCACGACUAUCUCACUGGAAAUCGUCGAGAAGAAUCAGGUGGUCCCCUCCGUGGCUUAUUACACCUCCCCCAAACGACGUCGGAUUAUUAGCGGCAGCGAUCUUAUCGCGGGGCACACGCAACCGAGUCACGAGCUGUGCGCGUGCACGAUGGUGUACAACGUGGCGAAGGUCCUGAGGGAGUGGGUGACAUACCAUUCUCGGAUCGGAGUCGACCGGUUUUUUCUUUACGACAACGACAGCGACGACGACUUGGGACACGUGGUGCGGCAGCUAAACCGGGAAGGGUUCAACAUUACGACGACAUUUUGGAUAUGGCCUAAGACACAAGAAGCUGGGUUCUCCCACGCUGCCGUGUUCGGCAAGUCGUUGUGCAAAUGGAUGAUGUACAUUGACGUCGACGAGUUUGUUUUCGCCCCGAAUGCAUGGAGCCAGGCUCCGGCGCCGGAGAGGCACAUGCUCAAGUCUCUGAUACCGAAGGAGCCGGAUAUCGGGCAAGUUUCGAUCCUAUGCAACGAGUUUGGCCCCUCGAAUCAGAAAACGCACCCAUUGGAAGGUGUCACGCAGGGGUACACAUGCCGGAGGCGGUUGGGGCGGUUGCAGCAGCGGCACAAGUCGAUUGUGCUGCUCGAGGCGGUUGAGCACUCGCUGCUCAACAUGAUACACCAUUUUCAGAUAAAGAAGGAGUUUAGGUCAUGGCAACUCAGCAUGGAGGAAGCUAUAGUGAACCAUUAUAAGUACCAAGCUUGGCCCGAGUUUCAGACCAAGUUUCGUAGAAGGGUGUCGGCUUACGUGGUGGAUUGGACUGAGAAGGUUAAUCCGGCAUCCAAGGAUAGAGCUCCCGGGCUAGGGUUUAAGCCGGUGAAGCCGAAUGGGUGGGAGGACAUGUUUUGUGAGGUUAGGGAUGAGAGGUUAACGAUGUUGACGAAGAAAUGGUUUGGUUCUCCUAGUAGUAGUAAAAUGGUGUGGCAAAGUUGAAUUCUUUGUUGCCAUAGAACAGGUAAAUGGCGUAGAUUGAUAUAAAUUUUGAAAUGAGAGAAUACAAAGCGGGUAAAUACCAAUCUGGUAAAAACAUGAAGCCAAUUAAGCAUAAAUUAGAAGUUGAAAAAGGUAGAGAAUAGUGAAGCUAGCAUAGGAUUCGUUAAUGCAACUUCAAUUCUUGUUGAUCUCUUUAUGGGUGUAUAUAUAUUCAUUUUCUUUUC